AUGUCGGCCAAAACCAGCCCCGAUCCGGCCGUCACUGAAAUAUCGUCCGGGAAUUCGUACGAUGAGAAAUGCGGUCGCGUUGAUGUCUCAACUGCAAUCGCGGACCUGGCCCAGAUUCGACACGCCCAUCAAUGGGACCCUAACCUUCCCCAAGAGAAGCUCGAUGCUGUCGAGUCAGCACUCGAACAUGGAGACGCCACAGAUAUUGCCGCAGCCGAACCGAUUUUCACCGAGGACUCGCCCUACGAAGAAGUUCGUGCCGCCGUGCGCAAUACCGAUGGCAGGGAGGUCGCCUGCACCGUCAGGGCGUGGAUACUGGGCAUGAUAUUCGUCACCCUUGGCAGCGGACUGAAUAUGCUGCUGAGCAUGCGAAGCCCUGCUGUGAACUUCCCGGCCUUAGUGGUGGUACUACUAGUUUAUCCCAUUGGAUGUCUUUGGGCCAAGGUUAUGCCCACGAGGAAGUUCAAUAUCUUAGGGUUGGCGUGGACAUUAAACACUGGCCCAUUUACUAUUAAGGAGCACGUCGUCGUCACCCUCAUGUCGAACGUAUCCAUCUCAUAUGCCUACUCCACCGAUGCUCUACUCGCGCUCCAGGGAAAGCCAUUCUACGACGUCAACCUAGGAUGGGGCUUUGCCUUGAUAUUUACCCUGAGCUCGCAACUCAUCGGCAUAUCCCUGUCCGGCAUGUUUAGACGGUUUCUGGUCUGGCCUUCGGCGAUGAUGUGGCCUAACCAGUUUUCGUACACCUCGCUCUUUUAUGCGCUUCACGACAAGAGCAAAAGCGAUGGGGCACAGUCCAAUGGAUGGGUCAUUAGCCGUUACCGGUAUUUUUUCAUCGUGAUGACCGCCAUGUUCUGCUAUUACUGGAUCCCAGCCGUUCUCUGGCAAGGCCUCUCUGUAUUCGCGUUUGUCACUUGGAUCAGACCCGAUAAUGUUGUGCUCAAUCAGCUCUUUGGUGGCUUCACGGGACUCUCCCUUCUCCCCAUCACGUUCGACUGGACCUACGUUUCCGCAUACCUGCAAGAUCCUCUGCUGGCCCCGACACACUCCCACGUGAAUACGUUACUCGGUCUCUUCAUUUUUGUCAUCAUAACUACGAUCGGAAUUACGUACUCGGGGGCCAUCUAUGCCGAGUAUCUUCCCCUCGUUACCUCUCAGGUUUACGACAACACCCAGAAACCUUUCACCGUCUCGCGAGUCCUCGGAGAUAGUUUUACCCUCGACGUAGAUAAGUUCCGGGCCUACUCUCCGCUAUUCUUGUCCCCGACCCUGGCUCUGAAUUACGGCCUUUCUUUUGCGGCCUUGACUGCGUCACUCGUCCACAUCUCUCUCUUCAACGGCAAGGAGAUAUGGUACCGCUUCAAGACUGCUCGCAACCAGGAGCCCGACAUACACCUCAUGCUGAUGAAGAGGUACACGGAGUGCCCCGAAUGGUGGUAUUUCGCACUUCUUCUCGUCUCCAUCGCGCUCGGUCUGGGCACUGUCUUGGGCUACGACUCGCAACUUCCUUGGUGGGGAUUCUUCGUAUCCAUCGUCCUGGCGUUCGUGUUCGUGAUCCCCACGUGCAUGGUGAUGGCUGUGUCGAACAUUCUGUUAUCCUUGAAUGUCCUCUCUCCCUUCAUAGCUGGACUUAUCUUCCCUGGCCGUCCGAUAGGCGUGAUGAUAUUCAAAGUCUUCAGCACAAUUACGUUAGGACAGGCUCAGACAUAUGUCCAUUUUCGGAUAACUGAUGCUAUGCAGAGCGCCGACCUGAAGUUGGGCCAUUAUAUGAAAAUCCCCCCCAAGGUUACCUUUUGGUGUCAAGUGGUAGCGAGUAUCUGGGCGGUGUUUGUGCAAAUCGCUGUCAUGAACUGGACAUUGGGAAAUAUCCCUGACGUUUGUUCCAACAACCAAGUGAGUCACUUCAGCUGCCCGAACGGCCGGGCAUUCUUUUCGUCGUCCAUCGUAUGGGGUGUCCUCGGGCCCCGUCGCAUGUUCGGGCCUGGGUCAAUGUAUGUGAACUUCAACUGGUUUUGGCUUAUUGGAGCUGGCCUGCCCCUGUUACUAUGGAUCUUGGCUCGGAAGAUGCGGGUUGGGUUCGUACGCCAUUUAAAUGCGCCGGUAAUGUUUGGGGCUAUGGGGUGGCUGCCACCGGCUACGCCUCUCAGCUUCUCGUCGUGGGCAAUCUUCGGGUUGGUAUUCAACUACGGCAUACGGAGGAGGUUUAACGGGUGGUGGCGCACGUACAACUACGUGACCGCGGCUGCUCUUGAUGCGGGACUCAUCUUGUCCACUAUCAUCAUCUUCUUCGCUAUCACCCUUCCCGGCGUUACUAUUCCUCAAUGGUGGGGAAACGUUGACGUGUUCAACACAGUCGACGCUUCUUAUUCAAGUUGGUUGAAGACGGUGUCUGAGGGUGAAACCUUUGGGCCGGAGACGUGGUAG
This is a messenger RNA of Durotheca rogersii, 2424 nucleotides long. RefSeq names its product small oligopeptide transporter. NCBI's taxonomy places the organism in Eukaryota, Fungi, Ascomycota, Sordariomycetes, Xylariales, Xylariaceae. Gene Ontology annotation, biological process: transmembrane transport. The transcript has 5 exons. The record is from RefSeq and is a predicted model, not a curated record. The coding region runs from base 1 to 2424 and encodes 807 amino acids. Gene Ontology annotation, molecular function: oligopeptide transmembrane transporter activity.